This is a messenger RNA of Neofelis nebulosa (Clouded leopard), 4048 nucleotides long. It is a transcript of the gene ZNF483, whose product is annotated as zinc finger protein 483. Lineage: Eukaryota; Metazoa; Chordata; Mammalia; Carnivora; Felidae. The transcript is spliced from 6 exons. Gene Ontology annotation, molecular function: DNA-binding transcription factor activity; RNA polymerase II cis-regulatory region sequence-specific DNA binding. The record is from RefSeq and is a predicted model, not a curated record. Gene Ontology annotation, biological process: regulation of transcription by RNA polymerase II. The coding region runs from base 453 to 2702 and encodes 749 amino acids.
UUAACUUGGGUACGCGGACUUUUUCGGCGGGAAAAUUCCUUUAUGUGUGUGCGUGGGGGAAGGGAGCAUUGCGGUGACUGCAGGAUGUUUAGCAGCAUCCCUAGGUCUACUCGCUAGGUAGGUGCCACUAGCACUCCUCCUCCAGUCGUGAUAACCACGUCUUCAGCCGCCCCCCACCCCCUUUGAGAACUUCUGCCUGCCUGCGUCACAUUUUCGCAGAGCCUCUAUUGUAGGCUUCCUGGAGACCUAGACGAGUGUCUUAGUCAACACAGAGCCCCAGGUGCUCAGAGCGGCGUCAGUUUCUGCAAGACCAUAAGCUGAAUGCCUGGAACCCUUGAUAUUUUGCUGUCCCUGGUGCCUGUCGGUGGACUGUCCUGUUAAUUCACCUAGAGUCUGAAGGGGACUGUAUUCCUGCUGGUGAUACAUUUGCAAGCUGUAGUACCUUGGACGAGAUGACAGCCAUCUCCCCGGACCCUCAAACUCUGGCCUCAAGUGAACCAAACAAGGUCCUAAGAAUGGAUACUCCUGGGGAUCAAGAAGCUAUCCGGAGAGGAGACGCGACUGACCCAGAGACUUUUAGACAGAGGUUCAGGUGGUUUUGUUACUCAGAAGUGGCUGGACCCAGAAAAGCCCUGAAUCAGCUCUGGGAGCUCUGCAUUCAGUGGCUGAGACCAGACAUCCAUACGAAAGAACAGAUUUUAGAGCUUUUGGUGUUUGAGCAAUUCCUGACCAUUUUGCCUGGGGAGAUCAGGAUAUGGGUAAAGUCACAACGUCCUGAGAGUAGUGAGGAAGUAGUGACCCUCAUAGAGGAUUUGACCCAAACACUUGAAGAAAAGGAAGAUCCAGCCUCUCAAGAGUCUGUUAUUUCUGAAGAGGAGAACCCUGAAGAAAAUAAAAUGGUUUCUGUCCUUCCAAGUGCUGAGUCCCGGGAGUCCAUAACAUUCAAGGAUGUGGCUGUGAACUUUUCCAGAGGAGAGUGGAGAAAACUGGAGCCUUUUCAAAAGGAGCUCUUUAAGGAAGUGCUACUGGAGAACUUUAGGAACCUAGAAUUUUUGGGCUUUGCAGUUUCCAAAUUAGAUUUGAUUUCCCAGCUUAAGUGGGUUGAACUGCCAUGGCUGCUGGAAAAAGAAGUCUCAAAAGGCUCCAGACCAGAGUGUGAACCUAGAGGUGAAUUGAAGGAAUCCUUUCGAAAUCAAGAUGCUCUCCUGGAUGAAUCAACUUUAAAUAAAAUAAUAGAAAGAUGCCUAAUGGGUGGGGAUCAUGGCUUAAUGGGAGAAUCCCGGAAGCGUAGCAGUAAGGAAUAUUCACAAGGCGCAGUCACACAAAAGAAAACUCAUGGGAGAGGCAGUAAGGGUGAGGAAUUUGAUCCAGAUAAGAGCCCCUUUGGAAGUAAUUUCAAACAAACCUCGGACAUAAUUAAACAUCUGAGAGUCUACUUAAGGAAGAAAUCUCGGAAGUAUAAUGAAUGCAAGAAACCCUUCAGUUUUCAUUCAGACCUUAUGAACCGCAAAGAACACACUGGAGAAAAGCCACGGAAAUGUAACGAAGGCAGGAAAGCCCUAGGUCACUCUUCAUCUCUUACUGAACAUCAGAAACAUCAGAAAAUGGGGAGGAAUUUGGGGAGGAAGGCCCAGAAAUGCAGUAACUGUGGGAUAGCCUUUACACGAAGCUUGUCCCUUACUAAGAGAAGAAACUGCACUAUAUGUGAAAAAUGUUGGAAAAAUCUACAUCAAGAUGCAUCCUCAGAUAAAGAUGAGGGAGCUGAGAUGGGAGAGAAGACCCACAAAUGUAGCAAAUGUGGAAAAGCCUUCGGCUAUAGUGCCUCCCUGACCAAACAUAGGAGAAUUCACACAGGGGAAAAACCCUAUAUGUGCAAUGAAUGUGGAAAAGCUUUCAGUGACAGUUCAUCCCUCACGCCACAUCACAGAACUCAUAGUGGAGAGAAACCCUACAAAUGUGAUGAUUGUGGAAAAGCUUUCACCCUGAGUGCCCACCUCAUUAAACAUCAGAGAGUUCAUACUGGAGAAAAACCCUACAAAUGUAAAGAAUGUGGGAGACCCUUCAGUGACAGUUCAUCUCUUAUUCAACAUCAGCGAAUUCAUACUGGAGAAAAACCCUACACGUGUAACAAUUGUGGAAAGUCCUUCAGUCACAGCUCAUCCCUUUCCAAACAUCAGAGGAUUCAUACUGGAGAGAAACCCUAUAAAUGUGGUGAAUGUGGAAAAGCCUUUAGACAGAAUUCUUGCCUUACUCGACAUCAGAGAAUCCACACUGGAGAAAAACCCUAUUUGUGUAAUGACUGUGGGAUGACUUUCAGCCAUUUUACAUCUGUCAUUUAUCACCAGAGGCUUCAUUCGGGAGAAAAACCCUACAAGUGUACCCAGUGUGAGAAAGCCUUCCCUACCCAUUCGCUCCUCAGUCGUCAUCAGAGAAUUCAUACUGGUGUAAAACCUUACAAAUGUAAAGAGUGUGGAAAAUCUUUCAGUCAGAGUUCAUCUCUCAAUGAACAUCAUCGAAUUCAUACUGGAGAGAAGCCCUAUGAAUGUAACUACUGUGGAGCAACCUUCAGCCGCAGCUCAAUCCUGGUAGAACACCUAAAAAUUCAUACCGGAAGGAGAGAAUAUGAAUGUAACGAAUGUGAAAAGACAUUUAAGAGUAACUCAGGCCUCAUCAGACAUCGGGGAUUUCACUCUGGAGAGUAGUUCUUGAAAUACUGUAAGGGGGUGCGGGUGGGGGGUGGGGGUGGUGGAAUCUCACCAAAUUGUCCCUUAUUAAAAACCUGGGGUGUAAACUACCACAGCCUUGAUCUGCAGCCACAACUUUGAUGGGUUGGCAGCUAGGAAAAACACUUUUUCCCAUGCACACUUCUUUGGCAAAUCCUAAUUUGGGUUGGUCAAGUCACAUUGAAAGUGAAGAACGCAGGCGAGAUGGGCAAUGAUUCUAAAAGGCCAAAUGCAGAUUUAAAAAGCAAGAAGCGGUGCACAAGACCCACUUAACCAUUUCUCUUCAAGAGGUUUCUCUUAGCUUCUAGCAAGAACUGGUCGAAUUCUGUUCCAGUUUGCCAACAACCUCGCUAUAUCACCUUGGGGCAUGUCAUUUGCCCUUUCUAAAUUUGAGUUUCUUUACUGGUACAACGAAGUGGCUGAGGCUCAUGAUUUCUGAGUUUACCUCUGAUCCUCUCUGAAGCUGUGGGAAUAAGCUAAACACUUGGCUCGUUGGAAUUUUCAAGUUUCUGUGGUAGGAAAUUACUCAAGAGCCUGAGCUUCUAGCAUAGUGAGAACGAAGUAUGCUCUUGGAAUACUUGAUGCCAAAUCCCUAGACUGUCAGCAGGAACAAGUCAGUGAAGCUCACGCAGGUGUGUUUUCAGGGAGCGUUUUAAUUGGACAAAGUCUCCCAACCUGUUUUUUCCUCUGGACUUUGAGUAAGGGGCUUAGGAAUCUAGAGGGCAUGCGUGGGAGCCAUCUCAGCCAUGAGAGUACCAGUCCUCGGAAAAUAGGUUGGGGGCUGGGGAGGGGGUGGUAGGGGAAGAAAUGGGUGCUGAAAGCAGAGCUAUUCUGGAUGGAUUGUCUUUUGCAAAACAGAAUUAUAUUUUUUUAAAAGUUUGCUUAUAGUAAGUAUAGCUCCUUGUAAUUGGAGUGCAAACAUUGUGUAUGGCAAAGGUCACGAGCUAAGAAUGGGCCAUUUGAUACGGUUUUGUUGGUCUGCACGAUAAGGGGUGUGUGUAUGUGUGUUGGUGGAGUUGUCACCGUUUAAAAAUUAGAUUUCAUAUUUAAAAAAAUAAAGGCUUGCCCUGAAAAAUUGCAAGGGGUGACCACACUGGCCCAUAUUUCAGUGGAGUAGUCAGCUGGUUUGGGGUGGUGCCUGCUGCCUUUACAUGGGGAAUCCACUCUUCUACUUGCCAAGUUCUCUCGUUUAUAGGACCUGACUUGCCCACUAUAGGAACUUGAUACUAUGAUCCUCUACCAUCUGGAGAAUGCAGACUCUAAAGUCUAAAGAGACUCUAUUGAUACUGAUAUUCAGGAAAAGAAUGUAGAAAUCAAAAAAAUAA